GAUAUGUGACUUAUUAUAGAGUGAAAAGAUACCAUAUUUAAUUGUGAUAUUAAACUUAUUUGGGCCAAGGUCUAUUUCAAUGCCUUAAACAAACUUUAACUAAAUAUAACAGUAACAAAUGUAUACAUUAUAACAGCGGAUAAAUUAAUUAAGCAUGUGUUGAGGUUGCAAUGCGUUGCUUUUAGGAUUACAUAUAACUUGCACACACACACACCAUUAGAGUUGUGGUCGUUGUGCUUAUAGUUGUUUUUGUGAAUUUUUGGCGGCCGAUAUUUUGAACGGACUUAAACCACACAUCGGAUAGUUUGGGCCUAACGUGUGAAGUUAACAAUAUGUGCAGAGCGUAUGCUUUGCUUAGACAUAGGCUUAAAUGAAGACAUCUAGGAUGUAGGAGCAAUCCAAAUGUAGAAUUAGUAGAGAAUUAAUAUAAACAUGUAAUGUCAACUUAGAGAACAAUGAAAUAUAAUUCUAGCUUGUAAAGAAUGCCCGGCAUUCGAUAUAUAAACUGAGCUAAAUUUCGUACGGAAAAUAUAUAGGAACUCUAUCGGACUAAAAUAUAGUCUCUUUAUACAUGUAAACUCAUAUAAUCUCUUUAUACAUGUAAACUCAUUUCGUUGAUCAACUUAAAAUUAAUAAGACUAUACAUGGCGAGUGAUGACAGAUCUUCACUACAGAGCCCACCGAUCAACUGGUCGCCCCAGGACCAAAUGGACGAGGAGGUGCGGGUUGAGGACCGGGAACAGAACUUCGAGAUCACACGGAGGCAGAUCAAGGUCCCGGAUGCCGGCACCUAUUCGGGGUUCAGUUUCCGGAAGUUGUGGGCGUUCACGGGCCCGGGGUUCCUGAUGAGUAUCGCAUACCUGGAUCCCGGCAACAUAGAGUCCGACCUUCAGGCCGGGGCCAUCGCCAAGUAUAAGUUGCUAUGGGUGCUGAUGUGGUCCACGGUUAUGGGCCUGGUCCUGCAACUGCUCGCGGCGCGCCUCGGCUGCGUGACUGGCCUCGAUCUUGCGGAAGUGUGCCGCCACGAGUUCCCGCUGGUUCCCCGACUCGUGCUAUGGAUCAUGAUGGAGAUCGCCAUUAUCGGCAGCGACAUCCAGGAAGUGAUCGGCUCCGGCAUCGCCAUCAACCUGUUGUCUUCUGGAAAGGUACCGAUAUGGGCAGGGGUACUAAUCACCGGCGCCGACACGUUCACGUUCCUCUUCCUUGAGAACUACGGGCUCCGGAAGUUGGAGGCGUUCUUUGGCGCGCUCGUUACCACAAUGGCGGGAACCUUCCUCUACAUUUAUAUCACGGUGGUACCCAGCCAGACGGAGAUCCUCAAGGGCCUCGCCAUCCCCUGGUGCCAGGACUGCGACAAGUCCCAAGUCCAGCAACUCGUCGGCAUCGUCGGCGCUGUCAUCAUGCCCCACAACCUCUACCUACACAGCGCCCUUGUACAGUCACGUGAUAUAGACCGGAAGAACAAACACGCCGUUAAGGAAGCAAACAUGUACUAUGCAAUCGAGUCAACUAUAGCGCUGCUGGUGUCGUUCAUCAUUAACAUGUUUGUGAUGGCGGUGUUCGCUUCCGCUUUCUCCGACCGUGCCGACAAGGAAGAUGCCAGUCUGCGUCUCGCGGGCGACUGGUUGUACGAGCGGUACGGCUUCACUAUGAAGGUCAUCUGGGGGGUCGGCAUCCUGGCGGCGGGGCAGAGCUCCACCAUGACGGGAACAUACGCGGGGCAGUUUGUAAUGCAGGGUUUUAUUAAUAUUAAAUGGGCCAAAUGGAAGCGAGUGUUGCUGACGCGGUCGAUAGCCAUGGUGCCGACCAUAGUGGUGGCAAUAAUUGCUACAAGCGAUCUUGACGCCAUGAACAACUGGCUCAACGUCUUGCAGAGCGUUCAACUUCCGUUCGCGCUACUUCCGGUACUUCAUUUCACCAGCAGUGAACGCAUCAUGGGCGAUUUUAAAAAUGGCAGGAUAUUAAAAGUGGUUGUGUGGUGUCUAGCUGCGCUCGUUAUGAUCAUCAACUUCUAUCUUGUGAUCCUUUUUGUGGGCGCAGGGGACGCCUGGUGGGUCUACCUGGUCACCGCAGUCGUUCUCUUCAUUUACAGCUGCUAUGUGCUUUAUAUUGCAAUUGGCCCGGACAAUGUUUUAAGACUACGAUUAUUUAUCGGCGAGAAACGAGGUGUCGACUGCUCCCACAUCGUGGCGGAAAGGGAACAGAGGCGAUCCAUGAGGUACCUACCUGAUGCAGACGAUGAACCAUCUGGCAUGAACUACAGAAGAAUGAGAAACGACGAGGCGUGAAGAACGGUGUUCUCUUAAAGACAUCGCUAAAUCAAAUGGGACACUAACGGUUCAUCGAAGUAUCUGUUAAAUUUCGUGAAGGUUACAGAGUAUGUGUACCCAUGAGUAUAUGUAGGUUUCUUUAUGCAGCAAUGCUAAACUGUGAUAUUUCAUUUAUUUUAAACCUCUCGUACGUUGUGUGAAUAUGGAACCAGUUGAACUAGUCUUACCUAAGGCAAUAUUAAGACAGGUUUAUCUACUAUUUUGGUGCAUUAAAAUACAUGCAAUAUAGCAAAAAAAAAACAACGCUUUAUUAAAAUAGUAUGACGAACAUGAUAU
Molecule: messenger RNA, 2606 nt
Organism: Dreissena polymorpha
Lineage: Eukaryota; Metazoa; Mollusca; Bivalvia; Myida; Dreissenidae
Product: natural resistance-associated macrophage protein 2-like
Exons: 14
Coding region: 645-2288 (547 amino acids)
Biological process (GO): metal ion transport
Cellular component (GO): membrane
Molecular function (GO): iron ion transmembrane transporter activity; cadmium ion transmembrane transporter activity; manganese ion transmembrane transporter activity
Source: RefSeq, a predicted model, not a curated record